Messenger RNA from Danio aesculapii, 1858 nucleotides. RefSeq names its product RING finger protein 122. The transcript has 7 exons. Gene Ontology annotation, molecular function: zinc ion binding. NCBI's taxonomy places the organism in Eukaryota, Metazoa, Chordata, Actinopteri, Cypriniformes, Danionidae. The coding region runs from base 858 to 1256 and encodes 132 amino acids. The record is from RefSeq and is a predicted model, not a curated record.
GAAAGGAGAGCUGUGAUCCAGACAGCGAAUCACAUGAGCACAGAUCUGUUUACAAACUGAGCAAGAGAGAAGUCAUCGGCACCAUUACGUGGAGACAGAGCUGCUGGAAAAGACGACAGGAAACGCACUGGAAUCCUAUCACUUUGUCUGGAAAAUGAAUUUUAUCCUUUUGUGUCUCAGCAGAGCAGAUGGUGUGAGGAAGACACAGCUUUGAAUGGGCUGCUUUCACCACGGCUGUACUGCCACUGCUCUUCCUCCUCCUUUGUUACCGGGGAAAACGGUUGACUCUAACGUGAGGGUGAGAAUCUUGAGCAAGAAGACUAUAGAGGAAAGUGGCUGACGACAAUAGAGGAAGGGGUGAGCCUUGUAGACAAUGUGCAUUUUCUCUCUCACUGUUUUGUUAUCGUGACUCCACAGAGAGGUGCAAAAUGAAAACCGCCAAUGACAGCAACUUCACGUCAAGCGUGAUCCGUUGUUGACGUGAAACCACACUGCCAAUCUUUCGUAUUCUCUGCUGCAGUUUGGAUCGCGAUGCUGGAAAAACAGAGCGCUUGGUUUUCAACCUCGCCUGUGGCUGCACAAAGCAUUUGAGAUAUCAAGAAUGAGGCGCUGGUGGGUGAUGGUAAUGUGUUAACCAGAGGCGUUGAAGAUUCAAACUCAUGCUCUUAUGGUGGGAGUUUUGGGAGUGCAAACUUAUAUUAUUGAGUGAGGGGAUCAUCCCACUCCUUUGGCCUGGUUUCAACACUGUCUCUUCGGACACAACUUGCAGGAUCAUCUAGUAUAGUGGAGCAAUCUUGCACCUAUCCAGUGGUGUAACGCAUGCAUUUGUGACACAGACUAUAGACACACUCUGCAAAAUGACCACAGACAUCACCGGUCGUCUUCCACUCAACGUCUAUCUCAUCAUUCUUGGGAUCGGCCUCUUCAUCUUCAUGUUGAGCAUGAUCUUCUGUUGCUACCUGUUCAGACUCAGACGACAGGGAACACAAGAACAAUAUGGAUAUAAUGAGGUUGUUCUAAAAGGCCCAGGGAAAAAGUUGAGUCUUCUCGGACAGACCUGUGCGGUUUGCCUGGAGGAAUUUCGAAGCCGAGAUGAACUAGGAGUUUGCCCGUGUUCUCAUGCCUUUCACAAGAAGUGUCUGGUGAAGUGGCUGGAAAUCCGCAGCGUCUGUCCCAUGUGCAACAAACCCAUCUGCAGACUCCAGCCAGACCCGCCGCAGGGGGCCGAGGGGCCCCAGAACCCCCUGGAGGUGUGACAGAAGAGGGACGUCUCUUCUCAGAGAUAGACCGGCUAUCACACACCUAAAAAAACAGUGUUAAAUCACCACACUACUGAAGCAGGCAGUUGAAGAAGAGUCCCAAAUACAAUUCUCCUGCUGAUGGGGGGAGGGAGGGGAGGUGGGAUUUUUGCGGUGAAGCUGAACUCAUGAACUCGUGCUGUGUUCUUGGUCAUAAUGUAGCUUUCAGCAAGAUAGAUCGAUGCCUUGUGGACUCCAAACAGAUGAAGAUAUUCAGAUUGGGCACAAAACGGGGGGUCUGAGUUGGCCAAUCUGGGCAGUAUAGUCUCCAUCUGAGAUGCACUGUGGUCAGAAUCUAAAGUCAGGAACAGCUCAGAUACCCAGGUCUGGAGCUUGAGGUUCUGUGUGGUCAUCUGUGUUUACUCUUGCCAAUUUUUUGCCGUUUGACGCUCAUUGUUUAAGAGUCAUGAAAGUGUCCUGGGUGCUAAAGGGAGCUCAUAAGAACCCAUGUAGUCCAGAAGAACCACAUAAAAAUGAGAUUUGGCCUAUUUAAGCUAUUUAAGGUGGAUGUUUUGUACUAUAUAUGGCUCUCAAUAAAAUGUAUAGUUUCUGUGAUGGAA